Molecule: messenger RNA, 393 nt
Organism: Knipowitschia caucasica
Lineage: Eukaryota; Metazoa; Chordata; Actinopteri; Gobiiformes; Gobiidae
Source: the annotation of a GenBank genome assembly
AUGAGCAGCGAGCCUCUGCAGCACUUCAGGGCCUUCAUCACGGAGAGCUUCACCGCGGUGGCCGUCAAUGUGUUCAACGAAGUCCAAAACCUGGUCCAGACCUACGAGGAUGAAAACAAGCGACUGCGGAGUCUCCUCAACUCGGUCCUGCUCCCAGAAGUGCAGCUGUCCCGGAUCGAUGUUGGGACCGGAGGGUCCAGCCUCACAGCUCCACAGAGCCAGAGCCAAGCGUUUCCAGAGAUUGUGUUCAAAGAGGAGCAGAUGGAGUGUGUGAUCAGUGACGACGUGGUCAAACCCGAACCAGACCAGAACCCAGUCUCAGGUCCUUACAGGUAUUUAUCCUCCACACGCACAUCCAGAGCCAACAGCCCUGCGACUUCGAGACAGUCUUGA